Messenger RNA from Brugia malayi, 666 nucleotides. RefSeq lists its product as uncharacterized. The transcript has 2 exons. Lineage: Eukaryota; Metazoa; Nematoda; Chromadorea; Rhabditida; Onchocercidae. Bases 1 to 666 code for a protein of 221 amino acids. The record is from RefSeq and is a predicted model, not a curated record.
AUGAGCGCUAUAGCAAGAAAGUGGUGCCAAGGAGAAUUUAGUGCCAAGGUAGUGACAACAGAUGAAUAUAGUGACGAUGGUGACAUAGCUGGAUAUGGCAAUGAAAGUCGCACCGGAGGAGAAUAUGGUAGUGAAAGUCAUGCCGGAAGAGAAUAUGGUCGUGAAAGUGGUGUCGAGGCAGAAUAUGGUCGUGAAAGUAGUGCCGGAGAAGAACAUGGUAGUGAAAGUCAUGCGGAAGAGAAUAUGGUCGUGAAAGUCGUGUUGAGGCAGAAUAUGGCAAUGAAAGUCGCACCGGAGGAGAAUAUGGUAGUGAAAGUCAUGCCGGAAGAGAAUAUGGUCGUGAAAGUGGUGUCGAGGCAGAAUAUGGCAAUGAAAGUCGCACCGGAGGAGAAUAUGGUAGUGAAAGUCAUGCCGGAAGAGAAUAUGGUCGUGAAAGUGGUGUCGAGGCAGAAUAUGGUCGUGAAAGUAGUGCCGGAGAAGAACAUUGGUAGUGAAAGUCAUGCCGGAAGAGAAUAUGGUCGUGAAAGUCGUGUCGAGGCAGAAUAUGGUCGUGAAAGUAGUGCCGGAGAAGAACAUGGUAGUGAAAGUCAUGCCGGAAGAGAAUAUGGUCGUGAAAGUCGUGUCGAGGCAGAAUAUGGCAAUGAAAGUCGCACCGGAGGAGAAUAA